Molecule: messenger RNA, 587 nt
Organism: Vicia villosa (hairy vetch)
Lineage: Eukaryota; Viridiplantae; Streptophyta; Magnoliopsida; Fabales; Fabaceae
Exons: 5
Coding region: 33-431 (132 amino acids)
Biological process (GO): double-strand break repair via homologous recombination
Cellular component (GO): Shu complex
Molecular function (GO): zinc ion binding
Source: RefSeq, a predicted model, not a curated record
UGUUGAAGGGGGUAGUGAGUGGAAAAUUGAGAAUGAGUGAAUGUAAUUUAGUAGCAGAAAAAGUGUGGAAGGAAAUUGAAUCUACACACAGAGUGAAUGAUGAUCAACUUUAUAUUUUACAUUUUUUGUUUGGUAAGAACUUUGAGGGAGCUUCUAGAAUAGUUGAUCAAAGAGGUGUUAAGAGGAUUUCUGGUGAACCAAGUGGAAGGUUUAUCUUUCAGGUUACAGGGGAAUCACGGAAAAAAGACCAGUAUCUGUGUUUUGCAGAAAACUUUUGUGCAUGUUAUUCUUUCUUCUAUGAUGUUGUCAACAGAGGGGAACAGCUAUGUUGCAAACAUCAAUUAGCUGCGAGACUUGCUGCAUCGUUGGGAUCGUACGUCGAAGUUAAGGUAUCUGAUGAAGAUCUAGCUUUGCUGCUUUCCAAAAUAUAGCACUAGCGUUUUUGUUUUUAUUUCAUGUUUAAGAAAACGAAGAUCUUGCUUUGUGGAAACUAGAUUAGACAAAGAACAUUUCUUUACUGUUAAAGAAAAGUGUGAUUAGAGAUUACGAGAAUAUAACAUGUUCGAUUAAAUUUAAGAUUAAUAGAA